AUGUACUGUUCUUCAUCCUUCUAUUCUAGGAUCCAGCAGCUCUUCGAAGAGUUCCUGUCCAACAGCAGGCAGUUGAAGUGGUUGUCCUCUGCGUUCAUGCUUGGUGUGGUGACCCCCUGCUCUCUGGCCUCUCUCUCUAACCCCAGCACCAGCUCCCUCGAGCACCUCAGUCUGAUCGACAACCAGCUGCCCAGCCUGAUUUCUACCGUGGAACUGGAAAGGCUCACUAACCUGCGGUCUCUGUCGCUGGACUUCUGCGAUUUCACCUCCGACAUGUGCCGUCUCCUCGCCGGCGGUGACCGAGCGCCCCUCCACCGCCUCUCCCUCUUGCUCAACGGCGCCGCUUUGGACGUCAAGCCUUUGGAUGGUACCACCACCGAGGACGACUGGAAAGCCCUGGUCCGUCGGAGCACCAACCUGCGUGUCUACAUCAUGGCGAUGGAUGUGUGCAGCCAGGACCUUCUGCGUGUGCUGAAGCCCAGCGUGCCCCUGGAGCGCAUCCAUCUGGACAGCUACAGCACCCUGGUGACGGAUGGUGUCGUGGAGCUCAUCUCGCAGCAGUACCACAAAACCCUGAGCCAUUUCAUCUUGAUGAGAGAUGACGCUGGGUUCCCAGACCUCAGCGUCAACCGCAACGAGGACCCGCUGGUUCUCCUCGCCUGGCGCUGUGUGCACCUCGCUGUCCUGAUCAUCCAUGGCUACACCGUGUGGUCUCACAACCUGGUGGCCAUCUCUCGCCUGCGUGGGUCCAACCUCAAAGUCCUGGAGGUGUCCGAAGAGAGCAUCGACUUUGACCCGGACCAGUCGGUGUACAUCGAGGGCGACCCCGUCCACAACCUGGUCAAGGAGGUGUCCCUGGGCUUGGGCCGUGUCUGGCAUCCCUCCAUAGACAACAGCGUGGUCCUGAACGAACCCACUCAGCACUUCCACCGCGAGAUGCAGAGUUUCAGCGCGGGCAUGUAGACGCACCAAGGGCCCGUUACCAAACGCCCUCUCUAACCCUGUGCUUGGUGAUAUUUCACUAAAUGGGCCCUUCUCAUUUUACACAUUGUUUCUUUUUCUUUCAUUGCUUUUUGAUUUUGUUUGUUUAUUCUUGUAGUGUGAAUUUAAUCCUUUAUAUGUGCUGUGUUUAAUCAGUAUUAGCUCUAUAUUUAUAUCUAUAUCUAUAUAUCCUGCUUAUUACUAGGAAAGUAUAGUUGGGUAUUGGUUUAGUAGCUAAUUGAGUGAAUGGUAGAGAGGGGCUUUUAUACAGCUAGCUUACGAGUUGUACAGUGAGUUGUUCAUUCUCUCGCUUUGUCUGUUUGUUGGUUUCCCCUUAGAAAGUGUGGAGUUACCUCAAACUAUCAGUUGAUCCUCCUUGGCUUCUGCAACGACGAAAUCCCACGUUCACGUUGACCUUUUUAUAGGGAGAUUAGUCUUCCAGCCAAGGGACAGGACUGAUCCACAGCAGUUACGACCCUUCCUCUUUGUUCCUCAAUAUGUAAUUGUUAUUCAGAAAUGAGGAUUGGUGGAAAUAACGUGUCCGGGAUGCAGAUCCCGCUGGUUUUUCUCAACCUGGAAGUAGACGCACCUCUGCUGGUGAAACCAAUCGUAGAGGUUUUCAGUCUGGUGUUUGACACCUGCAUGCUGACCGCCCUGCAGCACAAUAUCUGGGCCCAGCCAUAGGUGUUCUGUUCUUUUCUUGUUUUCUUUUGUGUGUGGUGUUGUUUUAAGAAGUCCUUCCCGUCUGUCUCAGGUAGGCAAAAAUUAUGACAAGGAAGAUGAAGAUGAAGGUUAAGAUAUUUUGGUAAGAGUGAAAACAAUCAGCUGUUCCGUCAGUUUUAAUUGUUCUUCUUGAGUCACAGUUGCCUUGAACUCCCCCUUACUAUUUCAUAAUCAAUGUGAUUUUGGCCUUGGACUCAGUCGGUUCGGAGUUAGCGUCUUCGUAAUUCCCUACCGAAGUGCAUCUACUAAAUUGCGCCAAACGCACUCCGAACAGAUUGAAUCCAGGUCGUGGCAUUUCAUCUGUAAAGCAUUAGAUGGCGGGAGACAGACGUUUGCUUGUUCCAUAUCUCAGGAUUCCUGCACUUGCGGUACUUUUCCAGCCGAAAGCUUUUGUUGAAGCUUCGUUCAGAGGGUUGGCGUGCUCGAUGGGCAAGACUUUGUAGUGUUUUUGGAGGAAAGAGAGCUCUUCCAAAAGAAUGCGCUUUAGAAGUUGCUGGUUUUAUUUUUCUUCCUGUGUCUAAUUUCCCUAGUUUAGCAAUUGAAGUUCUCAGUGUGUUGUUUGCUUUUACAUAUAUUGUCUGUUUGCUCUACUUUUUUUUUUUUUUUUAAGAAAAUCAUAGUCGAAGGAGGUCGAGGUUGCUUGCGUAGCUGAAAAAGUGAAUGUCAAACUAAGCCUUCUUGAAAGCGGCAGCGUUUUUGCUCUGCAGAAUCCCCUCUUUCAUGAGCAUAUCUUUAUUUUGCCGUGCUCGAAUAAUGAAGUGAAUUGUCGAAGAGCGGAGUACUUUUUUAAAACCGUUAAGUUGCCUCGCUAUCCGUUACUCUGUCAGGCCUCAGAACUUCCUGUUAUUUGGCGGUAUCGACUACCUGAAGCCAAGCCAGGUUUGAAGCCAUCGCCCCAAUCUUCCUGGAAGAUCUGCGCUUAUGACAAAAACAACGUACAGCCAAAGCAAACCUUCGCAGCAUGAAAACCAUCUUUAUAUGCAAGCUUAUCAAGUGAGGGGUGACCUAGCAAUUUAGCCUACGAUCUUGUCUGGAUUUGUGGUCCAAAAAAGGUUUGAAGCAGUUAACCAAUGAGGUCGAACAACUCUUGGCACGUGCACAAAGGGUUGAUGUAAUUCGACGUUUUUUAAGUGCGAAGCAGAGAUCCAGCUUGACUAAAUAUUGACAAGUUUACAACCUAUUGUGGUACCCAUGUCAACAUUGGUGAAAACGGCAGAUUUUCGUGGUUGGUGGCACAGAACGCAAAAAGGGUCGAUGUGGUUUAAAAUCUGUUAAAUUCACUCCCUUUUUGGAUAAACCACAGAUUAAAAUGCUGUUUUCAGGUGCGUUGACAUAGGUGCCAAACAUGCUGUAAUGAAUAUGUCGGAAUGCUCUUAAACGUGUGCCAGGAUUCUGUGUGGUUGUUUUUUUUUUUUGUUUGUUUUUUUU
Molecule: messenger RNA, 3132 nt
Organism: Puntigrus tetrazona (Sumatra barb)
Lineage: Eukaryota; Metazoa; Chordata; Actinopteri; Cypriniformes; Cyprinidae
Product: F-box only protein 33-like
Exons: 2
Coding region: 1-963 (320 amino acids)
Biological process (GO): SCF-dependent proteasomal ubiquitin-dependent protein catabolic process; positive regulation of protein ubiquitination
Cellular component (GO): SCF ubiquitin ligase complex
Source: RefSeq, a predicted model, not a curated record